AUGACCCUGGCCAACGGGAAUGGUUCCCUCUGCACCGUUUGCGGGGAGGCACGAGUGGCAGAGAGAACGGAAACAGAACUCCGCCCACCCAUCAACGUUUCCACGGGCAACGGAUCAACGGGGAAGCCGAAGGCGGAGCGCGAGCGCCACCGGACGACCAAUAGGGCAGCGAGAAGAGAAGCGUGGGAGGAGCUUGCAAUUAAAGACUGCUCAACGGACGCCGCUGCGAGGUACGUGCGGCACAGAAAAGGCGGCCUUUGCCACGGGGACUGUACCACCACCGCCCCCCCGCCCACCAGAAUGCGCCACUGUGACAUCACCCCCGCGACUUCUCCACCGGGGCAGCCGUUUACCGGUUCCUUCUGCCUCCCCACACCUGACCCCGCACAUCGCAUUGCCUCGAGCACUCUCGCCUCGCUUGGCUCGGAGAUGGCUGCCCACGUCCCCGUGGCCCCGGGCCUCCCCCAGAUGCUCAAAGCCGGCAUGAAGUACUUCAGCGGCCUCCAGGAGACCCUCUUCAGCAACCUCACGGCGUGCAAGGCCCUGGUGCGCUCCCUGCGCACUUGCUACGGCCCCCUGGGCUGCAACAAGCUGGUGGUGAACCACCUGGGCAAGAGCUUCCACACCUCGCACGCCGCCACCAUCCUGCGCGAGCUGGAGCUGGAGAACCCCGUGGCGUGCCUGCUGCGCUCGGCUGCCGAAACGCAGGAGGAGGAGACGGGCGACGGCACCAACUUCGUCGUCCUGCUGGCCGGGGCGCUGCUGGAUAACGCCGAGAAGCUGCUGCGUUCGGGGCUCCCCAUGGUCCACAUCCGCGCCGGCUACCAGAUGGCCUGCAAGGAGGCCCUGCGCUUGCUCCCGGGCCUCACCUGCCACGUGCUGAAAAACCCCGGCGACGUGGAGGAGGCGCGGUGGGCCCUGCAGGCGGUGGUGGGCAGCAAGGUCUUCGGCUACCAGGCACUGCUCUCCAAGCUGCUGGCCAAGGCCUGUGCACUGGUCCUGCCCCCCGACCGCACCGCCUUCAGCCCGGACCUCAUCCGCCUCUGCAAGAUCCCCGGCGGGGGGGUGGCCGACUCCUGCGUUCUGGAGGGGGUGGUCGUGUGCACCGAGGCCGAGGGGGUCUUCAGGCGCGUGGAGAGGGCCCGCAUCGCGGCCUACUGCUGCUCCUUUGGGCCGUCCGGCCUGGAAGCCAAGAACACCAUCACGUUCCAGAGCGCAGCGGAGCUGAAGGGCUACGGCGGGGGCGAGGAGCAGUGGCUGGAGCAGCGAGUCCUGGCCAUCGCCAAGGCCGGCGUCAACCUGGUGGUGGUGGGCGGGCAGGUGGACGCGAGGGCGCUCUUCUACGCCAACAGGUGCCGGCUGAUGGUGGUCCGGCUGGCCUCCCGGUCGGAGCUGCAGCGCCUGUGCAAAGCCGUGGGGGCCACCCUGUUGCUCAGCAUGGCCCCCCCGUCCCCCGAAGAAAUCGGGCACUGCCGCCGCGUCUACAUGAGCGAGAUCGGCAGCACCAGCGUGGUCGUCUUCAGCCAAGAUGGGGCCACUUGCCCCCUGGCCACCAUCGUGCUGAGAGGGGCCACGGCGGACAUGCUGCAGUGCCUCGAAGAGGCGCUCCGGGACGGCAUCAGCGUCUUCAACGCCUUGUGCAGCGACACCCGGCUCCUGCCUGGUGCGGGGGCCACCGAGAUGGCCCUCUCCGUGCGCCUCCACACCCUGGGGAUGUACUUCCCCGGGCCGGAGCACUACGGCAUCCUGGAGUUCGCGCAGGCCUUGAAGACUCUCCCCGCCACCCUGGCCGAAAACGCGGGGCUCCCUGUCAACGAGGUGAUGGCGAAGAUCGAGAUGCAGCACCAGCUGGGUGCGCAGAACGCCGGCAUCAGAGUGGCCGCGGAAGAGGCUGGCACUGUCGACGUUGCCCGCGAAGGCCUGCUGGACCCCUUCCUGGUGAAGCACCGGGGCCUGGCGCUGGCUACCCAGGUGGCCGUCACUCUGCUCGGGGUGAGCAACAUCAUGGUGGCCAAGAAGAGUGGGGGACCCAAACCCCGCGGGGAAGACCCCAACUGGGACAAAGAGCCAGACGCGCUCGAUUAA
Varanus komodoensis (Komodo dragon) is the source of this 2085-nucleotide messenger RNA. Its product is annotated as T-complex protein 1 subunit theta-like. Bases 1 to 2085 code for a protein of 694 amino acids. The record is from RefSeq and is a predicted model, not a curated record. Gene Ontology annotation, cellular component: chaperonin-containing T-complex. Gene Ontology annotation, molecular function: ATP hydrolysis activity; ATP-dependent protein folding chaperone; ATP binding. Lineage: Eukaryota; Metazoa; Chordata; Lepidosauria; Squamata; Varanidae. The transcript has 4 exons. Gene Ontology annotation, biological process: protein folding.